Molecule: messenger RNA, 2001 nt
Organism: Exophiala bonariae
Lineage: Eukaryota; Fungi; Ascomycota; Eurotiomycetes; Chaetothyriales; Herpotrichiellaceae
Exons: 6
Coding region: 1-2001 (666 amino acids)
Source: RefSeq, a predicted model, not a curated record
AUGCAAUACGAACACCAAAUCGCUCUUUCUCAACAAAAUAAAGACCCACAGUCCGCACAAAACGAGCACAAAGAAGAGUUGGUAUUUAAACAACAGGCGAUUGAACAUGUUGAUGACAACCCUCGACCUCCGCCGUCUCACCGCAACCGAAUCAGCAAUUGGAAACGAACUCAUGCGUCUGGAUGGCGAUUUGGCGUCAUCGCUUCCGCCUCCUGUGCCAUUUUGGUGCUGCUAACCAAUAUCAUUCUAAUUUUGUGGGUCUCCUGGAGCGGCCCUAAGUUACGAGACGGUAUUGCGCCCAUCUACUCAGGAAGUUGUGCCAGAGUCAAAGAUUUAAAUUUCUGGCUGCACUUAUUGAUCAAUGCGCUCGGUAAGUAUAACUCGACGAUCUUCAUCAAUAAAGGAGCCAACGCUUAUUCUGUUUAUCCAACAACCCUGGAUUACUUAAACGGCCCAUUGUUUAGCACUUAUGACACUGAAACGGAGAUGAUCCCAAAUCUCAACAAUGAGGAGUACUUGCAAAUACGAGAUGCACUCCCUUUGUUCGAACGCUUGGAAAUUGCCGAGUGCAUCAAGGCAUAUGGAAGCCAAUUCAUCUCGAAAAGAGGCGAUGUCAUCCCAAUCUUGUCAACUGAUACCGCUCAGGCCGGGUUAGACAUGGCAGUUGUUGGAAGGGGUAUUCCAACCAUAUUUAGGAGAGAAGCUACUUGGUCCUGGAUGUGCAUGCCAGUGCUGGAUCCCGGAUCUAACGCUCGUGCGUGCCCGAACCUACCUUCAGCUGAACACUGGCAGAUCAUCCUCACUCCGCCUAUUCGAUACCUUGCGAAUUGGACUACCGUGGAUGGGGCGUCAAGAGUUGAUGCGACCGUGACUCACUGUCUCAGUCGUCCGUCACCGGAACUCUGCAAACUAGAAUUUAGCCUUUAUUUUAUGGCAGCCGUUAUUGUGUGUAAUUUCAUCAAAGCGACGGCCAUGAUUAUCACAUUGUAUAGCUGCGAUGAGAUGCCCCUGGUCACGUUGGGAGACGCAAUUGCGAGUUUUUUGGCGGAGCCUGAUCCAGUCACCUCAGGUAAUUGCCUGUUGUCCAAGGAAGAAUUGGGAACAAGCGAAGGCUGGUACCCUCGAGCUCGAGCUUGGAAGGCCACCCGACGAAGGUGGUUCAACUCCGCAAGCAAGAAACGCUGGAUGCUAUGCAACAUACUAUAUUUGGCCACAAUAGCGAUCGCUUUGUACCUCCUCAUCGUGGGGUUGCGAAAUCUCAAAGACCAGAAUGCUACGUCGACUUCACUGAGGACUCUGUGGGAUAUUGGAUUUGGUACGGCGAACGUAAAGUCGCUGAUUGCCUUCGACAGCAGAGGCAAUUUCAGCGACCACAGAAUACUUACCAUGGCCCUGGUUGCCAAUUUACCUCAAUUACUUCUUUCGUUCGUGUACCUCACAUACAAUGGGCUCUUCACGUGUAUGCUCUCCGCGCAAGAAUGGAACAACAUGGGCAUCAAGCGGAAAGGGCUUCGAGUCAGUGUGCAGAGUGGCGACCAAAGAUCGACACAUUUUCUGUCUUUGCCCAAGUCCUAUGCUGUGCCACUUAUGCUUUUCUCCGGACUGCUGCACUGGAUGGUCUCACAGUCAAUUUUUCUGGUUUAUGUGACGGUCUAUGAUGGCAAAGGAAAUGUGUCGAGCGGGUUCACGCCACAAGAUUUGGCUUUCGAGACCCGCAUCACCACCUGUGGGUAUUCAGCCAUUGCAAUUCUCUUUUCCAUAUCUGUUGGAUCUAUCGCUGUGGUGGUCCUCAAUAUCAAUGGAUAUCGAAGACUAGAAUCUGGCAUUCCGCCGGCUGCCGCCUGUUCAGCAGUGAUCAGCGCAGCUUGCCACCGACCUGAAGAUGACACUAAUGCUGCGACUCUGCCAAUCAAGUGGGGUGUUGUGAGGCACAAAGGCGACGCGGGUCCCUGGCACUGCUGUCUCACCAGUCAGGAAGUUGAUGAACCUAUUGACGGAUAG